GAAUCGAUCACUCUCUACUCGCUCGAAGAAGAGCACGAGCACUAGUACCGACAAGCCAACGAAGCACCGCUUCACCAUGGCGUCUCUACGAGGCACGCAGCAGCCAGAGCUAUCGAAGAAGCUUUACAAGAUCAUCAAGUCUGAGAACCACGCCAUCGGCGCCUACGAGGCUGCAGCGCGCGAACGAGUUGGAAUUGCGCAGCAACUCUCAGAAUGGGGUGAAGCGACAGGGGACGAGACGAUUUCGGAGAUCUCAGACAAGAUGGGCGUCUUGCUAGCAGAGAUUGCAGAACAGGAGGAUCUCUAUGCGAAAGCAUUGGAGGAAUACAGAGGCGUCUUGAAGCAAAUCCGGAACACGGAGAGCUCUGUACAGCCCAGUCGUGAUCACAAGGUCAAGAUCUCAGAUGAGAUUGCAAAACUGAAGUACAAGGAACCCCAGAAUACUAAGAUCGUCCAGCUUGAGCAAGAGCUAGUUCGUGCGGAGGCACAGAGCUUGGUCGCAGAGGCACAACUCAGCAACAUUACUCGCCAGAAGUUCAAGGAGGCCUAUGAUCACCACCUCGCAGCCACGAUUGAACGUGCCGAGAAGCAAAUAAUCCUAGCCAAACACGCCCGUCGUCUUCUGAACCUCGUCGACGAUACUCCGAUAGUGCCAGGCGACGUGCACCCAGCGUUCCAGGAAGUUGAGGCUGCCCGUCAAGUUAUCACCGACGCUGAGGCAGAUCUUCGUGAGUACGAGCUCAACGUUGAUCCUAUCAAUUCGAAUGCGGGGAACCUUGGUGUGGGUGCUAUGCCCAGCAACGUAGUGCGCCAGACUGAGUCCACGGCCUAUGAACCCAGCAACGUAGUAAGCCAGACUGAGUCCGCGGCCUAUGAACCCACUCCGUAUACGGAUGUGACAUCUCCCAGCACCAACACUAUCGAUGAGCACCGCCAUGUAUCUUCCGGCUCCUAUGGUACUUAUGGCGAGGCUCAGUCUUCGCACCCCGUGUCUGAUGCACAACGUGUGGAGACAUUGGAGAGACAACAGGCGGUCGAGAUGCAACAGACACCUCAUGUCGCUUGAGUAUGGUUUGAUGCUGAUUGUCGAAGCCGGCUAUGUCUGGAAAGUGAUACAGUUUAGUACUUGGCGCGGAUACUCGCGUUCAUGACUUGAUGCUUUGGUGGAGUAAUGCUUGUGGACAGUGCGAAUUGAUAUCCUGCGAGGUUCAUGUUUGUUGUUGGCGUGUCUUAGUACCAAUAUGAAUAUAAUCUAGCGACACCUCA
Messenger RNA from Dothidotthia symphoricarpi CBS 119687, 1266 nucleotides. RefSeq lists its product as uncharacterized. The transcript is spliced from 3 exons. The record is from RefSeq and is a predicted model, not a curated record. Gene Ontology annotation, cellular component: plasma membrane; eisosome filament. Gene Ontology annotation, biological process: negative regulation of protein kinase activity; eisosome assembly; endocytosis. NCBI's taxonomy places the organism in Eukaryota, Fungi, Ascomycota, Dothideomycetes, Pleosporales, Dothidotthiaceae. The coding region runs from base 77 to 1066 and encodes 329 amino acids. Gene Ontology annotation, molecular function: lipid binding.